Lycium ferocissimum is the source of this 1431-nucleotide messenger RNA. RefSeq lists its product as uncharacterized. The coding region runs from base 40 to 1236 and encodes 398 amino acids. The record is from RefSeq and is a predicted model, not a curated record. Gene Ontology annotation, cellular component: 90S preribosome. NCBI's taxonomy places the organism in Eukaryota, Viridiplantae, Streptophyta, Magnoliopsida, Solanales, Solanaceae. The transcript has a single exon.
UUUCUUAUAUUUUUACUUUGAAUUGUAGGCAAAACCCUAAUGGAAUCUCCUCCACGCGCCGCCACGAGCAAGGUUAGCCGCACCACCGUAGAGAGUGGAGUGAAGGCACUUCUGAAAUGUUCAAAAUCGAAAAUCCAAAAACCCCAAUUACUCCCACAAGAUGAUUUCAUCUACCUUAACAUAACUCUCAAGAAAAUCCCACCAAAACCUCGUACUAAUGCUUUUAGAAUCCCUUUUCCUCAUCCACUACACGACCAUUCCUCUGAACUUUGUCUUAUCAUUGACGACAGACCCAACAGCAAACUCACUUCAGAUGCUGCUAAAAAGAUUAUUAAAGCACAAAAUAUACCGGUUACCAAAGUCAUCAAGCUUUCUAAACUUAAGACUAACUACAAACCCUUUGAAGCAAAAAGAAAGCUUUGUGAUUCAUAUGAUCUUUUCUUGGUUGAUAGAAGGAUUGUUCAUUUGCUUCCUAAGCUUUUAGGUAAGCAAUUUUUCAAGAAAAAGAAGCUGCCUUUACCGUUAGAUUUGACACAUAAGAAUUGGAAAGAGCAAGUUGAAAGGGCUUGUGGGUCUGGUUUGUUUUACUUGAGGACUGGUACUUGUUGUAUGAUGAGGAUUGGUAAAGGUUCAAUGGACGCGACGCAGAUUGUUGACAAUGUGGUUGAAGCAAUAAAGGGUGUUGUUCAGGUUGUUCCGAAGAAAUGGGGUGGUGUGAGAAGCUUGCAUUUGAGACUUUCUGAUUCUUUGGCGUUGCCUUUGUAUCAGGCGUUGCCUGAUAUCAAACUCAAGAUUCAGGGGUUUAAGGAAAAAGAAGCUGAAGAAGUGAGUGGUGAGAUAGUUGAGGUUAAGGAGAGUGGCAAGAAAGCUGAGGAGGGGUCAGUUAAGAAGAAGGGGAAGAAUAAAGGGAGGAUUCAUGAAGUUAGGUAUAUGGACUUCGACAGUGGUGUUGAUGAAAUGGGAAGUGAUGAUGAUGUUGAGAAUGUUGGCAAAAAUGAAGAAGAGGAAAGAAGUGAUGAAGACAUUGAGAGUGUGGAUCAUGAAGUUGAGAAAGUGAAAAUGGGGAAAGCAGAGAAGGGUGACAAGAAGGCGAAAAAGUUGAAAAAAACUGAGCAAGAUAAGAAAAGUAAGUUGUCAGUGAAAGAUGGAAAGAAGAAGAAGAGUUCUGAGGUUGAGAAAAAGCUGAAGGAUGGAUCAGUGAAGGCAAAGAGUAAGAGAAGCAAGAUAAGAGCAUAAGAAUAAUUAGUGUUAUUAAGAGCUUUACUGAUAAUAGAUCCCUUUAUAUUUUGAAGUCUUCAGCAGGCUGUGCCUGAGAUUUUGUUUUGAAGGAGAUUUUGCAUCAUCUGUUUUUAUUUGGAUAUUUUUGUUGCUUUUUCGUUUUCCCCAUCGUAUCAAUUUUGAAUUGAAGGAAUCCAUAGCUUAAGAUUUGAA